AUGGUCUCCAGCACCUCCGGUUUGACACAACUUAUCGCGGUCAAUUGGCUCGCGCAUGCCACAUAUAGAUUCAUGUCUUUCGGUAGGCAUGCCUACCGGCAUGCGUUAAAACCAACUGCUGCUCCAACGCUCGACCACCUCUGGAUCAGCGACGACCUACUUGCAGCAACCUUCCGCCGGUUUGCGAACGGCCAGCGUCGCCAUGGCAGCUGUGUCCCUGGGCCUCUCGAGGCACGAAGACGCUUAGCCAAACGAAGAAACACGGCCCUUGCUGGGUUUGGAGCUGGAUCAGCUGAGGAUAUUGCGUGUCUUUUCGGUCGCAAUGGGAGGGAGCACAUGAAGUGGACCGACCACCCGUGGCAGAGAGCGCAGCUUGAAACUCAAGGUAUCCAAAGCAAAAACACCUUUUGGAUCCAAUCGGAUGCUGACUGCUUGGAAGAUUUGAGGAAUUAUUCAGUAGCGACGCCGGAGGCUUCCUUACCCUUUUAUGACCAGAACCCCGAACCAAUCGACACCUCCAUCUCCCAUGACCCUCAGCCCAACUUCCAUAAGCCGACCAACCCUUCCCGAGCCGAGCUCCUGAAUGAAUUUCUAGAGCAGGGUGAUUGGGGACUUGAAGAUGCCAGGGACUUUGCGCGUCAAUUGAGGAUUGAUCUUCAACGAGAACCGAAAUACAGCCGGCAGAUCUUUGACAAACUGCUCUCGCGCUCGACCACAGACCUGAACCAAGCAAUUCAAUUCCUGGAUGAUCCAUUCUUGAACACACGAGGCUCUGGAAAUUAUUUUGCUGCUGUGAGCUUGUUCGUACAAGCGAAGCUCAAGCGAUCAAACCGGAUCGCCAUGCUGAAUUCAGUCUGUCGUGCUCUCGAAUUGGGGCUUCUCCCAACAGACGAGCUUUGUCUUAUCAUCAAAGCUAUACCGAACAUCAUAGUAGAGCGAAAUCAGACGCUCAGAGAAUGGGACCAGAAGGCGUUGUUGAAGCAUUACCUGGCCAUGUGGAAAGCUAUCGGUCGCUGCACCAUCCUUGGUUAUCAUGAUUUGCACAAGGGACUUGUUGAUGUCUGGCUUACUGAGCUUGUGAACCUGCGCAGCUUUCGCUUUGCCGAGGAAUUCGUUCUGGCCACUCAUGACGCGAGCUCUGAUACUCGUUGGCCCACGACCUUGAUCAUGGAGCAAUUGGACGAGUUUGAGGUGACCACGUCCCUCCCGACUUUCUACCAGAUGCUGGAUGGACUCGAUGCGGAUUGUGCAACCCGGUGUAUUGUCGAGGUUACAGAGUUACUGGCGAUGCCUGACGCCCAAAUCCAGGGCCGAGCCCAACUGCUAGAGCAAUGGCGACUUUGCCUUUCAAAUUUGUCGAAUGUCUCGGCUCUUGCAAACUCGCAGGUAUGGCUUGACUUGCCAUUUGCCUACAACGAGAAUGCGUUGGAGAUAGCGCAGACCCCUUCGAUCCUGCCCGUCCAGCAACAAAUUAUCCUUCGUCUAUGGGCGUUGCGAACGCUGAGCCGAUCUUUUGGGCCUAUGUACCACCAGAGUCCACGGCCUACCGACAAACUAAUUUACUUCUUGCUCGGAAUCUACGAAACGUCGACCAAGACGACUGAUGGGUCCUUGCUGUCGGACUUGAUGCGUGGUAUUCAGACUUUGAAUCUCCCGUACAGUAGUCUGCUUCUGCUUGCGGUGAAUAUCAAAAUGAAGAAAAACAUUACCAAGACUGCCCGCAGGACACUCGAGAAGCUGGAAACAUCGCAACUUUCUUUAACGGAUGUCUGGGCAGAUCCAUCGGCUUACCAUGGCAUUCGUGACCUGUUCUAUGGCACAUUCGAGCAAAUGUUCCGCCGCCUCGACAUCACGAGCCAAGAAUCCGCGGACGAAUUUUUACAUCUCGUCAGAGUAGGAGAUUCAAAGAGCAUUUGGUCCGUUCUGAGAAUCCUCCGCAACCACACCCCUUUCAAGCUUUGCCUCAACAAGGCAUGGGUGCCCCUCCCCCACCCCGACGAAAUGGCCCUCGUGCGUUAUCACCCCGGGCCUCGGGACAGCCAAAGUCCCGAUCCUUAUGCUGCCGUUGACUUUGUCCAUCGACUGGCCGUUGCCAUCUCCUGCAGCCACAACUUGACUCCCUCGCGGUCUUUCCAUCUUAUUCAUCAUUUGUAUGACUACCUGCGCCGGCAUGGAGGCCCUGUAUACCCGUCUUUGGUUCAGGCCAUGUAUCAUGCUGGUGUUGUGCGAUAUCGUCGCGAGGGACGCCGCGUUUCACCUACGCAGUACGAAUACAUCCUUUGGAUUGUCAGCAAGUUUGAAGGACGCGAGGUUGCCACGCAACUGAGAGCCCCGGCGCAGAUUGGCCUGAGUAAACCUGAUCAAAUGCAUGACUACUAG
Messenger RNA from Penicillium cataractarum, 2379 nucleotides. RefSeq lists its product as uncharacterized. The record is from RefSeq and is a predicted model, not a curated record. The coding region runs from base 1 to 2379 and encodes 792 amino acids. The transcript has a single exon. Lineage: Eukaryota; Fungi; Ascomycota; Eurotiomycetes; Eurotiales; Aspergillaceae.